UUCCCACCGACCAUCAUCCCGUUGCUUUCGAGGACAUUUUCUUGCCUACUACCCCUUUCCUUCGGAGCCUUUACAGCGACCAUCCAGAUUGACUAUGGAUUCCACUCAGUGCCAAUGUGAUGAUCUCUGUGCCGCCCUUUUGGCCGCCUGUUGUGGAUUAUGUGCCGGGGCAUGUCUCGAUUUUGCAUCUCUUCGCCAUGAUUUUACGGAGAAUCUUUGCAUAUGUCGAAGUCCUUCUAAAAGUGGGAGUAUAGAUGAUGUAGAUGAGAGGGAACCUUUACUAUCUUCAAACCAACAGCCCUCGCCUCAUCCACCGAUGCGUGCAAGCGGGGACUAGUAGGCUUUUAGGGUCAGGUGUCGACUUGUAUCAUAUAUCACUCUAGGUGCACAUUACAACUAUCUAUCGCUUUGCUAAAUUAUAUUUUUCCAUUUAAAUUGACAACGCCUUGUUUCCAAUGAGCAAGGUCACCGGCG
Messenger RNA from Desarmillaria tabescens, 474 nucleotides. RefSeq lists its product as uncharacterized. Lineage: Eukaryota; Fungi; Basidiomycota; Agaricomycetes; Agaricales; Physalacriaceae. Bases 95 to 337 code for a protein of 80 amino acids. The record is from RefSeq and is a predicted model, not a curated record. The transcript is spliced from 4 exons.